GAACUAAUAGUAUUCUAUGAAAGUUUCAAUUUGAUUGAUAUAUCUGUCAAUUUUCGAUCAAUUCAGUGCUGGAUAAUUUGAAUUUACAAAUACGAAGUACUGGAAGUGAAAAAAUUCAUUGUCUGAGAAUCUUUCAAAAUAAUGAUCGCGAAAUGCAAGGAUAUAACAACCAAAAUUAAUGAGUUAGAGAAUCGAGUCAAUAGCAUUUCUAAACCAAAAUUAUCAUUGUCUGAAGAUGAAUCAAAGAGGCCAUCUACUGCACCUGUCGAUUCUUGUCAAACGAACUCCCGAGUUAAAAUUGCCCAUCAAAUGAUUAGCCAAAUACAGAGACAAAUAAAUAAAGAAAUGGUUGAAGAUUGCAUGAAAGAGCCCUUGAGUUUUCCACAAACUGUAAAAUGUGACGCCGAAAAAGAAAGUGAUGCUUUAGAAAUGGAUGUGAAAAAUGAUCAAUCCAUAAUUUCAAUAAAGAGUCCACCAACAACCAACCGAAAAACUUUUUGCGAAUGUAUGAUGUGUAAUCCUAUCAAUAAGGAAAGCGGAAAAAUUAGAGAUAUAACAGUAAUGGGAAUGGUAAACAAUUUUUCUAGCAAAUGGCCGAGAGUGAAAUCAUUCGAGAAGACUUCUUCAAAACUCGAAAAGCCAUUGAGUGACGAUGAUAAGACCAUGGAUAAUUUCCUGAUCGACAGCCUGAGAGGUGAAAUUGAGAAGGUGAGGCACAGACUUUGUGAAAUUGGCAAACGCCCCUGUGAAAAUCAACACUUAGAUUCAAAUAUAUUGAAAGAAAAAACGAUUGUUUCUAUCAACCCAUCAGGAGAUCAUGACUAUGAAUCGCAACUCGUUAAAGAAAUUAGGAAUCUUCAGAUGAAAAAUGAGGAACUUACUGAAAAACUUGAAAAUUAUAAAGAUAUACAAGCAAAUUCGAUGAAGAAGGCAAAGGAUACUGCUUAUCUUUUGAGUGCUUAUGAAGAUAAGGUAAAUGCUUUGCAUGAGCAGGCCUUAAAAUCUUCCAAAAUAAUGGCUCAUAGUAAAGAAAAAUUUUGUCAAAUAUUACGAACAAGAAAUGCACAAAUCAAAAACUUAUUCCAUAUAAACCAACAAUUAAGAAAAACCCUCGCUAUUAAUCAAGAACAAAUGAAUCAACUCAAUGAAAAUUACAAAUUAUUGAAAGAUAAUUAUAAAGAAUUGGAGAAUAACGAUAAACAGAAUCAAGAGGAGAAUUUAGCAUUCCGAGAAACAAUGGCUAAGCUAGAAGAAGAGCUCAAGCUUGUUUACAAGGAAUGCAAAGAAUUGAAAGAAGAAAAUGUUCGAUUUCUGAAGGAACUUAGUGAGACACGAGAAGGAAUUGACAGGAAAUACUCUUCACAAUUUGAUAAACAUAAAAACCAUUGUCAUAGCCUAAUAAUGCAAACUGCACGAAGUGGGGCCAAAUUAAUUCAGGAAGUCACUGUUAUAUCUGAAAGUUUACAUAGUCAAGGAGAUGAUCUUGUGAAUCUCAGAUCAGAAGUUAGAAAUGAAACAUUUGAACUGGAUUUGAAGUACAAUAAACUAUUAUACCAAUAUGAAGCCCUAGUAAGAAAAUUUCGUGAAUACGAACAGUUCGAUGAAAUCAAAUGUAGCUGCAUAGAACAGGAGCUCAAAGAAUUCUCCAUCAAAAUGAAGGAGAAAGAAAGUAUAAUUUUAAGAGAAAGAGACGAGCUCAGAGCACUGGUUGAAGAACUUGCUAAAGCAAUAAGACGCAACAAGACUGCUAUACAAGAACUCAACUCAACUAAUGAGCAACAAGAAAAUGUUAUUGACAAUAUGAAUGCAAUAAUCAAAAUGAAGGAUGAGCAAUUGCUGAAAUAUCAAAAAAAUAUUGAACAAAUCAAUAACGAUUAUGUAAUUGCUCAAAAAGAAAUAGAUACACUUAAGAAGAUCCUGAAUGAAAUAGAUCACAAAAGUUUACCAGAACAUCAAGAUAUGGAAAAGGAAUUGGCAAAUCUGAGGGAAAUAGUGAACCAAGAGAAAGAUAACAAUUUGAUCAAGCAGAAAAUCAUUGAAGGUCAUGAGGAAACUAUUGGCGAACUAAAAGAACAACUAAAUAAGAAAUCUAACGAAAUUGAAAACAGAGUUCAAAGCCUCUGCAAACUUAGGGAUGAAGUUGGCCAACUCGCAGAAAACCUGAGGUAUAAAGAUAUGGACCUAAAGAAAGAAAAACAGGAGAAAUCGAAAAUACUACAUGAGUUAGAGAGCAUUAAUACAUACAAAGAGUCCCUAGUCAAGCAGAUCUCAGAUUUGGAGAAUAUAGUCAAAGGUCGUUGCAUGGAUGAUGAAAUUAAUCAAAUAAAUCAACAGGAAACCAUAGAAAAGUUAGAAAAACAAAUACAAGAUCAGAAAGAAGAUUGGGAAGUGCAAAGAAAAGUUUUGCAGAAAGAUAAGGAGAAGGCUCUGCAUGCCGCUAAAUUUGCUUCCCAAAAAUUACUUGACACGGUGAAUGAUUUUCAAAAACAAAUGUCCCAACAGAAAGUUGCUCAAACAAAGUUAGCAAUGCUACUUCAUGGAAAGGAGCAACAGUUAGAAUCUUUAACAAAGAAAGUCAGAUCCCUUCUACCAUCUCACAAUGGAACAGAUAGUAUUUUACCGAAUAAGACUUCAUAUCCACAAAACAUCUGCACAAGCUUCUGUCAAAUUAGACAAAUAUUCCCUGGUCCUGAACGAAUGAAUCAUUCGAAUGCUUCGAUCGAAGAAGAAGAUUCCGAAUCUUAUUUAGACGGAUCGAAUUCCUGUUCUGGAUGUUGUGAUUUUUCUGAUGCUUGAAAUCAUUCUUCGUCACACCAAAAUAAAAACAAAAUCUCUUCCCAAUAAAUGAAUGUCAAAAAAAAAUAUUAGUGUCAACUAUUUCUUCAAUAAAGAAAUACAUAAUUCAACCAAUAA
Molecule: messenger RNA, 2913 nt
Organism: Harmonia axyridis
Lineage: Eukaryota; Metazoa; Arthropoda; Insecta; Coleoptera; Coccinellidae
Product: golgin subfamily B member 1-like
Exons: 11
Coding region: 142-2796 (884 amino acids)
Source: RefSeq, a predicted model, not a curated record